GACACUAUUUAAAGGGCUCCAGAGUUGCUGGGCAUUACAGAGGGAGCAAGAAGGGAUCAUGGCCACUUCAGAGCUGAGCUGUCAAGUGUCUGAGGAGAACCAGGAACGCCGGGAAGCCUUCUGGGCUGAGUGGAAAGACCUGACUCUGUCCACCCGGCCGGAAGAGGGAUGCUCCCUGCAUGAGGAAGAUACACAGAGGCAUGAGACCUACCAUCGUCAGGGACAGUGUCAGGCAGUGGUGCAACGCUCGCCCUGGCUGGUGAUGCGCCUGGGUAUCCUCGGCCGCGGGCUGCAGGAAUAUCAACUGCCGUACCAGCGCGUGCUGCCACUGCCCAUCUUCACCCCAACCAAGGUGGGAGCCGCCAAGGAGGAACGGGAGGAGACCCCCAUCCAGCUGCGGGAGCUGCUGGCACUGGAGACAGCCCUUGGCGGCCAGUGCGUCGAGCGCCAGGACGUGGCUGAGAUCACCAAGCAGCUUCCUCCUGUGGUGCCCGUCAGCAAACCCGGGCCCCUGCGGCGGACCCUGUCUAGAUCCAUGUCUCAGGAAGCUCAGAGAGGCUGAGAUGGACUGUGACUCAGGCCCCACUGUGUCUGCCUUGGGCUGGGCACUUCCUGGCUAGGACCAUGGAGGAGAGCUGGCCAUGGCUGCUUUGUAGUUUGCCCAGAGGUGGGGGCUUAUGGGAGAAGGGAGCCAGAGGCCAGGAUGCCUAGGUGUCCUGAGUUCCCACAGGGAGGGAAGCAAGGAUGAUGGGCAUUAGUGGUGGAAAGCUGAGCAUCCUCAGCCGGAGAAGGAACAAGAGAUACUGGUGAAGAGUGAGAGGCCCCUGCUAACAGUGACCUGUUCAGUAACAGGGAUGGAGUCGGACGAGGGAGAGAUCCGGAAUGCUCUGGGAAGGAAGCUUGGAGACUAGGGAGGGAGAGGUAUGUGAAGAGGGCGGAAGCAGGGCAGGCCCCCAGCACCCUCUGUUAGCACUGCAAUAAAUGCUCAACCACA
This is a messenger RNA of Acomys russatus (golden spiny mouse), 994 nucleotides long. RefSeq names its product titin-cap (gene Tcap). The record is from RefSeq and is a predicted model, not a curated record. Gene Ontology annotation, cellular component: Z disc. Gene Ontology annotation, molecular function: titin binding; protein-macromolecule adaptor activity; titin Z domain binding. Lineage: Eukaryota; Metazoa; Chordata; Mammalia; Rodentia; Muridae. The transcript is spliced from 2 exons. Gene Ontology annotation, biological process: cardiac muscle contraction; cardiac muscle tissue morphogenesis; skeletal muscle myosin thick filament assembly. The coding region runs from base 59 to 562 and encodes 167 amino acids.